AUGGCUGCGGCGGCAGGGGCAGCUGUGGCGGCGGCGACGGCCGAGCCGGACGACGGGCCUCUCUUGCCAGGCUCUCCCGUGGGGCGACGGGCCGUCUGCUCCCGGCCCUACUUCGUCGUGCUGAUGGUGUUCGCGCAUCUCUACGUGAUCAACGUGCUGGGCUUGCUGCUCUUCGUGCACAUCAGCUCCGACGAUGGCGGGGAACGGGAGCCGAGGAAAGAGGCUCCUGGCCCCGUCCAGGAUGCGCCCCCCGUCCUGCCCGUUUCUUCAGGCCACUUCGACCCUCAGGCUCUGCCUCGCCUGCAGGGCAUUAAGGUGGGUCAUAAACAGAAGUUGCAACUGGUUCCUAACAAAAUCCAUGUUAUGAAAACUCUCAGCUUGAAACCCCUUCUUUUUGAAAUCCCAGAUUUCCUGAGUGAAGAUGAAUGUAAAUUAAUUAUACAUUUGGCUCAGCUGAAAGGUCUGCAGAAAAGCCAGAUAUUGCCCACGGAAGAUUACGAAGAAGCUAUGGAAAUGAUAGAUAUCAGCCAGAUGGAUAUCUUUAAUCUGCUAGAUCACAACCAGGAUGGGCAGUUGCAACUUAAGGAGGUGCUGACACAUACCCGCCUAGGAAAUGGUAGGUGGAUGACACCUGAGAGCAUCCGGGAGAUGUAUGCCGCAGUCAAAGCAGAUCCAGAUGGCAAUGGUGUUUUGACUUUGGAGGAAUUUAAACAAUUGAACAUUCGAGACUUCCAUAAAUACAUGGGUAGCCAAAAAGUGAAAAUGAGCGAUCUGGUGCGGAACAGCCAACAUACAUGGCUGUACCAAGGUGAGGGGGCACAUCAGGUCAUGCGCUCCAUACGGCAAAGGGUAAUUAACUUAACCCAUCUGCCGCCAGAGAUUGUGGAGCAGAGUGAACCGAUGCAGGUAGUACGCUAUGACCAGGGAGGGCAUUACCAUGCUCAUAUGGAUAGCGGACCAGUGUUUCCUGAAACUGCCUGUAGUCACACCAAACUGAUUGCCAAUGAAAGUGCUCCUUUUGAGACAUCUUGCCGCUAUGUGACAGUACUGUUCUACCUAAAUAAUGUGACGGGAGGAGGUGAAACCACUUUUCCUAUUGCAGAUAACAGAACUUACGAAGAAUUGUCUCUAAUCCAGAACGACGUUGAUCUACGUGAUACUCGAAAGCACUGUGAUAAGGGAAAUCUACGUGUAAAACCUCUGCAAGGCACUGCUGUUUUCUGGUAUAAUUACCUGCCCGAUGGGGAAGGCUGGGUUGGUGAUGUCGAUGAAUACUCUUUACAUGGAGGCUGUUUGGUGACUGAAGGAACCAAGUGGAUCGCCAACAAUUGGAUUAAUGUUGAUCCCAAUAAGAGGCGACAGCUCCAGUUCCAGGAGGAAAUGGCUCGAUACACCAACAGUGAAAACGAGGACCAAAGCGAAUGGACUGUGGACAAAUCCUACAGCAAUGUCCAUGUAGAGCUGUAAUGUUUGGAGAUGCCUCUUGGUUGACUUGAAAGCACCUUUUUUGCACUAGCCAUUUUCAGCUCUUCUAUUCUCCCACAUUUCCCAAUUAUUGUGUUUCUUCAGAGAAUGUAGGGUUGCCUAUCUAGGUAGAUUGGAGAAAGGAGAAGCAGGGCACCUAAUGCAAUCUGAGGGGAAAAGGACUAUUUGGAAAGAAGGGACAGUAGCUGAGGGCAUAUUUUGAUUUAAUGGAUGGCUUUGCUUAAGGAGAUUUUGAGUCUGUCCGUGAAUCUCCCGUGACAUAUGCAAUCCACCUUUCAGGUUCCUUAUCAUCCUGGUUUGUUCUGCUGGAUGCAGUUUUCCUUUAGCUGGCUUUGUAACUAUAAUCUUGUAAUCUGCCCUUCUUUCCAUCUCUCAGUUUCUCGGACUUUUCAGGCAACUGAUACAGCUUACAUAAGGCUAGUAAAACCCACAUCAACAAAGCGAUUGCUGCAUAUUCUAGGUUGCUCUGUAGAGAGUAAAAGGGCUACUCUUAGCCUGCAUUGGGAACACAUCAGUAAAAUGGUAUAGAGGUUAAGAUGCUGGAUGAAGACCAAGGAAACCCAUGGUUCAGGUUCACCCUCUGCCUUGGAAGCUGAUUGGGUGAUUUUGGCAUCAAUUUCUCUCAGCCCAACCCCCCCUCUAUGAGUGGCUGUUGUGGGGAUAAAAUGAAGAGAGAUCUGACUUGGGUUUUUGUGCAAGUGGGGGGGAAUCAUUCUAACCAGUACCAUUUGACAGCACAAAGUAUAUGUAUUAAGAAGUAAGCAAACGCCCAAGUGCAGGUGUAGACGAUUGCAGGCUUCAAUCCAGAGUUAUGCAAAGGGGUCAUGGGCAUGUUUCUGUGAAAAAGAGCAUGCAGGCCUAAAAGUACUAGAGGCCUUCCAUGGGACGGUGGAUGCUGAUCAUGGUAAUUUUUCUCAGGGUUGGACAUAGUUCUGAAUUACUAUUCGGAAAUAUUUAUACCAAUAAUUUUCAGGGAAGUAAUGGAACAGUUAAUAUGUGCAAUUGGAACGUGUGUUGUAUGUGCUGCAGUUGUGAUUUCAGCCAUUUGUGUGUUUGAGAAAUUGUUUACCUACGAGAAACCUUUUGUUCUGUUUAGGUUUUUUUUAUUGGAGCCAGUGGCAUAAUAAUAUUCCUCCUAGAAGAUAAAUACGUAUUUAGAUAUGCAGUGUGGAACCAGCAAGGUUCUCAGUUAUUUUUAAAAAGGUGUUCUGCAGGAUUAGGCUUAAGGUGUGCGCAGAUCAUAUAGUUUAGGCCUAAUUAUAUUGUUUCUCGUGAAAUGAAUAGCACUUUCCCACUCUUCCUCUGAAGUCAGUGAGAUACUGUCUCUGAAUGAGGGGCUAGAUAUAGCAGUCAAGGGUAAGAGCAUCUGGUAGUAGACCACUCCGAAAUGAAUUUAGCUCCUUU
Molecule: messenger RNA, 2889 nt
Organism: Thamnophis sirtalis
Lineage: Eukaryota; Metazoa; Chordata; Lepidosauria; Squamata; Natricidae
Gene: P4HTM
Product: prolyl 4-hydroxylase, transmembrane
Biological process (GO): peptidyl-proline hydroxylation to 4-hydroxy-L-proline
Cellular component (GO): endoplasmic reticulum
Molecular function (GO): procollagen-proline 4-dioxygenase activity; calcium ion binding; L-ascorbic acid binding
Source: RefSeq, a predicted model, not a curated record